AUCGGAUCUGGUCACGUGUGUCGCACGCUAGCGACGGAACGGGUUAGAUGAGGUCCGCACCCACACAUCGCUUGAAUAUUCGAAAUCACCUUGGAAUCGCGAAAGAAAAGUCCAACGAUAAAAUUCGACAACACCACGUCUAACGAGUGUAUGUACCCCAGAUAUAUUUCUCCCAGUAUCAACUCUGUGGCCCCGUUGCUAAUAAACCUUUUUUUUCCAGUUCCUAAUCCAAAAUGAGUACGUCACGAAAAUCAAUGUUGCCCACGAUACCACGAUACCACAGGACUGACAAUUUAUACAGCUAAGGGAACUGCCAGUUUCGGAAAGCGCCACAACAAGACGCACACAUUGUGCAGACGUUGCGGUCAGUAGAAUCGAUUCCCGGGCUUAGUUGGAAAGAAAAUGGGGGGAAGUCUACGAAUUGGGACUGACAUGUACGAUAUUCAGGUCGCCGAUCCCUCCACAUCCAAAAGCACACUUGCUCCUCAUGCGGAUAUCCAGCAGCUAAGAUUCGACAAUGUACGUGAUACCGAUCCUUCUGGUGGACAUACGAGAUCCAGGGAAAUUGGAACGCGAUGGACAGAGGAUUUUGGCUAACUUGGAAUUGCAGACAACUGGGGCGAGAAGGCCAAGAGAAGAAAGACCACGGGUACAGGUCGCAUGCGCCACAUGAAUGGUGUUCCACGACGAUUCAAGAACGGAUUCCAGACUGGUGUACCAAAGGGAGCUAGAGGACCACCAAAGGCCACCGCUGAAUAAAGGGAUCAUAUGGGAGUUAAAUGAAUUGGGAUUUGGUCGCGGUUUACCCAUGAUGUCUUGAGGGCUACGAUUACGCUAGCAAAUACCAUCAAUUGCACACCAAAAAAAUGUAUCGAUGCAGAAGUGAUGUGUGUGGGAUUUGGGUUGCUUUCAAUUUUGGUUGGGAAUGUAGCUACCUGGAAUUUCUCAUGGAGUUCGGAAAGUGUCAAUAAGCUCUCCUUACCGGUAUUAAACGUCAAAAAUACCUCUAUUGUCCCCUUUCGAAUACUUUGACUCCUCCAUCU
Messenger RNA from Hymenoscyphus albidus, 1043 nucleotides. NCBI's taxonomy places the organism in Eukaryota, Fungi, Ascomycota, Leotiomycetes, Helotiales, Helotiaceae. The record is from the annotation of a GenBank genome assembly.